Tigriopus californicus is the source of this 996-nucleotide messenger RNA. Its product is annotated as cytochrome P450 6k1-like. Bases 1 to 795 code for a protein of 264 amino acids. The record is from RefSeq and is a predicted model, not a curated record. The transcript has a single exon. Gene Ontology annotation, molecular function: iron ion binding; oxidoreductase activity, acting on paired donors, with incorporation or reduction of molecular oxygen; monooxygenase activity. Lineage: Eukaryota; Metazoa; Arthropoda; Copepoda; Harpacticoida; Harpacticidae.
AUGCGGAAAUUAUUUGCAAACGAGGCAAACGUCGUCGUUUACCUCAAUGAUAUCUGCGUUCAUUCAAAAACAGAGGAGGAACACGGUCAGCACUUGGAGAGGUGCGUGAGAAUCCUACAGAACGCGGGACCGUCACUCAAUGUCCAAAAAUGCGUGUUCUUCAAGAAAAAUGUGGAGUUCUUGGGGUUCAACGUCAAGGAAAGCGAAAUUCGCCCCACCGAUUCCAAAUUGAAGAUUUAUGAGUUGGCCAAGAGUCAGGUUACUCAAGAUAAACUAAUUCAAGAGAUCGAUGAGGUUAUGUCUAAAUUAGCUGAAGAUCAGGAUUUCCCGGAUUAUAACACGAUUCAAACUAUGCCUUACUUGGACUCGGUUCUUCACGAGACUUUACGGCUCCACUGUCCACUACCAUUUAUAAACCGCAAUAAUUCCCGUGAUUACAAGAUCCCUGGACAUGAUGUGGUGAUUCCCAAGGGAACUGAUGUUUAUGUGAUGGCCUACAGUAUCAUGCGAGACGAUAGGUACUUUGAUCAACCGAAUGAGUUCAAUCCAGACAAUUUCUCUAAAGCCGCAAAGGAGAAGAGAAGUCCAUAUGCGUAUAUUUGCCUUUGGCAAGGUCCACGAGCUUGUAUUGGAAUGAGAUUUGCACUCCUGGAAGCCAAGGUUGGCUUGGUUUCUGUACUUACAAAGUAUCGGAUCAAGGCUUGUCAAGACACACCUCAACACGUUAUUAGGGACAACUUUACUCUCCUAGGCAAUCCGCGAGAUAAACUUUGGGUUGCUAGUGAGGCACAGUAAUAAGAUAAAAAGUGAUAUAUAUUUGAUAUGAAACUAAACGUCAUAAUAGAAGUCACUGUAAUAAUUGACGCACUCAUGAAGUCGAAAAUAUACUGUAAACUGAACAAACUUGAAGUGCUGUGCAGGGCGUUAAAACACGGUGAUACCCACCACACUUCCGAGGAGUUGACUCAAAUGACAAGAAUUCUAGUCGAUUUUUUU